UCCUCUGUCCCUUUUUCUCUCUAAUGCUGAUGUGUUACUAACUUACUACAAGCAAGUCUGCAAAAUGUUCAACUUUGUGUCAAAAUUAUCGCUACUUUUCCUCCUCGCCUUUCCCUGUGGAUUGGUAUCGAUCGCUCAUGUCGGCGCUGAACCAGACUCCAGUGAGGACUUAGAUCCAGAUGUGGCUGUCGACGAGGAAGAGGAGGAGGAAGAUGUCGUAGAGGAAGACCAGCUUCAACAAACUGAGGAUGAAGAGGAGGAAGAAGCGUCCGAUCCUGGAGCCCUGACCUCUCACCCCGACGCAGACACCACCAUCGUCUUCACCACCGGAGAAGAGUUCCCAGCCAAUGAGAUCGUUCGGUUCCUGGUCGGUUUCACAAACAAAGGAAGUCAAGAUUUCAGUGUUCAGUCUCUGGAGGCCUCCUUCCGCUAUCCUCAGGACUUUCAGUUUUACAUCCAGAAUUUCACAGCACUCCCUCUUCAAACUCUGGUGAAGCCUCAAGUCCAGGCCACAUUUGAAUACUCGUUCAUCCCGGCUCAGCCCAUGGCCGGACGCCCCUUCGGCCUCGUCAUCCUCCUCAAUUAUCUGGACUCAGAGGGUAACUCUUUCCAAACAGCCAUCUACAACCAGACAGUGACCAUCACGGAGAAAGAAGAGGGACUGGACGGAGAAACAAUCUUCAUGUACAUCUUCCUUAUUGGACUGGUGUCGUUGAUGGUCUUCGCCAUGUACCAGCUCCUGGAGUCCAGAACGAGAAAGCGUCUGUCUGUGAAGGUGGAGAAAGGCACAGGAAACAUGAGCGACGUGGACAUCAGCUGGAUCCCUCAGGAGACACUCAACGUCAUGAAUAAGGCCUCUCCUAAAACAUCUCCGAGGAAGAGAGCCAAGAGGGCGGCCGGCACAGAUCAAUAAACGGCUCUCCUCCGAUCCAUCAUGACCGCAGCUCUCAAUGCACAGCCCUCUCCGUUACUUAAUACCCCACUCACAUAAAGCCACAGCCAUCAUCAUCUGCUGUUGUUGUUCUGAGGGUCCGUUUGAGAGCCGGCUUCUUCACGGCAAAAGGAAAAACACCUGCGUUCUUGAGUAGUUUUUGACUCGCUGUUUAGAUGUGUUAAAGGUGCAUUGUGGAACUUUUCUGGUGUAGGAUAUACAACAUGCUUGUCUCUAUGGAGAUGUUAUUGCUUUGCUUAGAUUGAAAUGUUCCACAGUGAGGUUAAAACUGAGGUUCAACUGCAUCACCAGGCCAAGUUACACCCUGUGACUUUGCUUACUGUGAGAAUCUAUGGUAUUUUUUGAAUAAUAAAUGUGUAAUUAAAUCAAUUCUGAACAUAAAUGAUUAAAGCCAUAGUGUGUAACAUUGCAGGCAAAGCAAAAACACCUGCCUUCAUCUGCUUGUCUCAAACCCUAAACCAGAAAAGCUCCACAGUGCACCUUUAAAGAGGAAAUUGAGCAUGUCAAACCUGCUUGAAUGAAGAUAAUUAUUCUGAUUCAAUCCAGAGGCACUGCUCUGUAUUGUGGAGGUUGUAACACUAAAAGCAGAAUUUUAAAGGGAGUUUUUCUGAUAAAUGUUUUUUUCUUUGAGGAAGUUGUAAAAAUGGCCUGGUUUGUUUCAUAUCAGUGUUGACAUUAAAGUUUACACAAAUGGUACAGUAUUCUUGCUCUAAAGGGAAUUGUGAGUUUAAGAUCAUUCCCGGUUUAUCCACAUUUUAUUUUCAAAAUUUUCCAUAAAGUUGGAAUUAAAUAUUGUUAAUUCAUUUAAAACUGUGCCUUAAAAACCUAUAGACCUCACCUGGGUACACUGCAUCUGGUUUUUAAAUAAAAAGAAUGUGCCUUACAGUUGCAAUCUUUGGCAAAACUAUGCAUUUAAUGAGAAAUAUUUACAUUUCUUAAAACUGCAGCUAAACCAAACAGUGUUUUCAAGUUUUAGGAAUUUUGUUUAAAUAAAAA
This is a messenger RNA of Periophthalmus magnuspinnatus, 1948 nucleotides long. RefSeq names its product translocon-associated protein subunit alpha-like. The transcript has 9 exons. Bases 65 to 913 code for a protein of 282 amino acids. Gene Ontology annotation, cellular component: endoplasmic reticulum; endoplasmic reticulum membrane. The record is from RefSeq and is a predicted model, not a curated record. NCBI's taxonomy places the organism in Eukaryota, Metazoa, Chordata, Actinopteri, Gobiiformes, Gobiidae.